AUGAAAAAUGAAUCCGGUCGAUCAUCAGUUCCGAGUCCUGGCCGAUCCCCAUAUGUCGGCGGCCCACCUGGAGGAUACCCGCUUCCUGGACCACCGCAACCACCAAUGGGAAUCAUUCCGGCUCCACCUCCUGGUCAUCUAGGGCCUCCGCGCUAUCCGAUGGGACAGGAACAAGGAUUUGGGUCUCUUUUUUCUGGAAAUUACAACAACCAAUUUCGAAUGCCCGAACGACCUGAUUCGUUGCAAAAUCUUGGUUUACCGAGUGUUGGCCCAAAUAACAACUCUCAGAAUAAUCUCUAUGGGAUGGGUGUUCGUCAGCUUUCAAUGUCGCCAUCUCAUCAAAUGAUGCGUAGCAACAUGCACCCUGGACCUAUUACGCCCGUUCAACAACCGCCACCUGCCUCACAGCCACCACCAAUCUCACAGAUGCAACAACGACAGCUUCCAUCGUCGAGUGGUUCAUUCACAAUUAGUCCCUGGGCUACCAAUGUGCCAGCGGGAAUGAUGCGACAAGCAACUGGUGCCACAACGCCUCAAGGAGCAAUUGAUUUUCGACCACAGCUACCACCAACUGGAAUCACCUCUGAUAUUCAGCAAGUUGCUCCUCGACCAACUCUUCAACCGACCUACCAGUUACCGGACGAUGGAUCACAGCUUACAUUCAGUGAAGAGGUACAAGAGGAGGCCAAUACCUAUUUUGAACAAAUUUAUUCGCCCAACAAGCAGUUGACGAUUGAAGCCUUUUUGAGCAAGUUGAAAAUGUUUCAAAGCUCUUCCAGCCAAAGAGAACGUGAGGUGCUCAGUUGUGUUGUGAAGAAUCUUUUCGAAGAAUAUCGUUUUUUCCACGAAUAUCCUGAUCGAGAGCUGAUGACGACCGCAGAAGUUUAUGGUGGAAUUAUUCGCGAAGGAAUUAUUACGAAUUUACAAUUUGCAACAGCCGUUCGAAAAGUCAUUGAAAGUUUACAAACCGACCCUACUUCUCGGCUAUAUCAAUUUGGAAUUAUUGCUUUGUCUGCUUGCAAGAAAAAAUUGUGCUGUUAUCCAAAGGUCUGUGCAAUGAUCAUGCAGCACGAAAACUUUCCUAAGUUUCCACCACAAUUGGCAGCCUACGUAAAAGCAGGAGUUAGUGAAAAGCUACCACCUUCGAAUGACCGCGACACGCCGACGAGCAGCUGGCCUGCAGCUGGCAGCCAGGGACAGGCGAGCCCGCAAAGAAACAACAGCGGAGACACUACAGCUCAACGUGUUUCCUUCACCCAUUCCGGUCGUUCGGGGCCCAAUUUUCUUUCGGUGACAAAUGCGGACACUCUUAUUUCAGCUGCCGAGAAAGAAGGGGUUGAGUGUGAAAAGCCAGCUGAAGCGGUGACAGAUAAAGUUGGAUUCUUGUUUAACAACUUGUCUCAAAGCAACUUACAAGCAAAAACAGAAGAAAUGCGAACACUGCUCUCAGAAAACGGAGAAAGCUUCAUGAGGUGGCUCGCUCAAUACAUCGUGAUCAAAAGGGUAGCAAUUGAGCCGAAUUUUCAACCAUUGUACAACCUCUUCCUUCAAUCGCUCAAAGACACCACAUUUGAUCAAUUUGUUAAGAUAGAAACCUUACGAAACAUCAAGGUUAUUCUGCGUUCCGAUAAAAGAGAAGCAGCGACUAAUUACGGGGAUCGAUCUUUGCUAAAAAACCUUGGCAUGUGGCUUGGUUUAAUUACCAUUGCUCGCUCAACAUGUAUCUUGAUGCAGGAACUCGAUCUGAAAUCAUUGCUUUUGGAAGCUUAUUACAAAGGACAAGAAGAGCUGCUGUUUGUGAUUCCAUUUGUUGCAAAAAUUGUUUGUAGUUCAUCAAAAUCACAGGUGUUCAGUCCCUAUUCAAGUUGGAUUCGCGGCAUAUUGAAAGUAUUUGCGGAGCUACACACGGAACCUGACUUGAAGAUCAAUUUGAAAUUCGAAAUUGAAGUCCUAUUCAAAGAAUUGAAUAUCGAUUUGCAAGAAAUGAUGCACUACGUGGAUGACGUACUGAAGGAUACGGAUCGAUUGCUUUCUGUAAAGCAACAAUUAUCCGAUUUGCGCACGCUCCAACAGCCAGUCAUCACAAGUUCAAGUCCGAUACCACAAGCCAUGCGCGGAACAGGUACAUCCGGUACACCAAGUCUUCAAGAAAUUGGAAGCUCAUUGGGAAAUAAUGAAACAAAAACUUCAUCUUUCGUUCAAGGCCCAAUCGAUAUAUUAAAUGAACCCAUGGAGCCGAUGGCUGCACCACCAAGCUAUUCAUACUUUGACAUUAAUGUCGUCAGUUAUGAGGGCAUUACUUCGCACUUAAAGAUUCCUACGCAUCACCCACUUUUCCAAAUGUAUCCAACUUUAAAGGGAUUUGUGAAGCCAGCCGUUAUUCAAGCAAUCAAAGAGCUACUUGGUCCUGUAAACGACAAGGCUUUGAAAACAGCAUCGACCGCAACGGAACACUUAACGAAAAAGGAUUUUGCGCUAUGUGGAGACGAUAUGCAAAUGAGACGCGCGGGAAUCAACAUAAUGAGAGCUGUUACUGGAGCUAUGGUGCAUGUUUCGAUUCGUGAACCAAUGCAAUCAACACUUGCUAGCUAUUUGCAUCAAUCGCUCAAUAAUGGACUGAGGAAUUUGUGUGCCCAAGGAGAUCCGAAGCUCGUCGAAGAAGCUGUUGCCGUUAUUACUGUUGAAAAUCUCGAGUUGGCUAUGGAUUUUGUUGUGAAAACCGCUUGCGAAAAGUCUGCACCCGAAUUGGAUCGCAAAAUGGAAGUAGAAUAUCAACUUCGUCAGUCAAUAAGGCGCGAAGGGAAGGAGUUUACCGGAGCUGAGGAUCUACUAAUCGCUCAAUCUAUGCUACCAGAAGCACUUCGGAUUGGCGCUGGCCCGAUUCCCAAAGAACAAAUGGGAGCCUAUGAAGAAUACUCGACAAGGAUUUGUGGCUUCAAACCAUUUGCAUCCGAUGAAGUCCUUCCGGUACAUCCAAUGGUGGUAAAAGACAAUUACGCAUCCGGGAUUAGCAUUGAUCUACGAGGACAAGGAGAGAGUGAAAAUUUCGGAAAGACUUUCCAUUUCCUGUCGAGUGAAUGCGAGUCAUUCAUUGCUAGAGGAUCCGUGUUCCCAUCAUUGUCAAAGGUUGUACAAGCUUUGAUGAUUUUCCGUGACAAUUUACGGCAACUUGCGUUUGAACCUUCACAGCCUUUGGUGUUGAGAAAUACUCUUGUACAAGCGAUUGAACAAUUUUUGAACGCUUACACUCCGUCGUCGCAUUCUAUCAAAGAAGAAGUUGAAGUGAUCAAUCGACUUCACGAGUUGACAAUUGCUUUUAUUCGAAUGCUGGUGAUGAAGAUACCACUCAACGAUAUUUCGGCUCGAAUUACAAACAUUCUGACUGGUUCCCAAGGCGAUUAUCGGUUUAACUUUGAGGCUGUGGAGCAACUUGUUCGAAACCAUCUGAUUUUAUUUGAAGUGUAUGACCGAUGGCUUGGUGAGAUGAUCGAAAGUGGGCAGAAUGCGUUUGCUCCAAUCUUUGCACAAAGAUUGGUUAGAUUGGUAUCAAGUCGUGGAAUAACCGAAGCGCAAAUACGGGAAAAAUUCCCGUUGACGUUCGAACAACUACUGAAGCUCCAAUCGAUUAGCGGAAUCACAAGGUCUGCAACUGAGAAUCAAGGGGGGACCGGGGCUCAAAAUUCGUUGAUUGGCAUCUACUUUGGAGAUAGAGUAAUGCAAAAUCCUAAUUUGCCGAUAACGGAUGCACAAGGAGAUGGUGAAUUGCAAAGCAAGGUGGAAGAAAUUUUGCGAGAAUGGAUUUCACUUUGCUAUACCCCGGCGGCAUUAAAAGAUCCACAACAGGCUUUGGCUACAAUAAUUCAUAUGAUGCACGAACAUGGUGUUUUGGCCACGGAUGAUAUGAUUACUCGUUUCUUCCGUCUUUGCACCGAGAUGUGUGUGGAUGUUUCCUACAGGCUCUUGAAAGAUGAAACGGCUUCCAAUUCUCAGACAAUAAUCAGACAACGGUGUUACUACACAUUAGAUGCAUUUGUGAAGCUGACAUGUUUGAUGGUGCGAUUUUCGGAUGGUUCACAAGCACACACCAAAGUCAAUUUGUUCAGAAAGGUGCUCAAUAUUGUCACAUCUGUUUUGGUGUUGGAUCACGAAGUUCGUCGAGCAGAGUUCCAUCCAAUGCCUUACCAUCGGAUUUUGAUCAUUAUGUUUAUUGAGCUAACUGAUGUGGACGAUCCCAGCCUUGAGCCCAUUUUUGGUUCAAUUGUGGAUACAUUUGUUAACGCACUUUUUGUUGUUCAACCGCGACGUGCACCUCGCUUUGCUUUGGCCUGGCUGGACCUUGUUGGCCACCGUUAUACUAUUAGUCGACUGAUUGUUCCGGCAUAUAUCUGCAGUGGAGCACCAACACCGGAUGCAUUGAAUGCGGCGGCCAUGUACACUCAACUUCUCAUUUGUCAACUCAAAUUUUUGUCUCCAUAUCUGCGCAAUAUUGAUCUCCCAAAAAGCAUUGCUCUUUUGUAUCGGGGUACUCUACGCGUUCUUCUUGUGAUUUUGCAUGAUUUUCCGGAGUUAUUGUGCGAGUUUCAUUUUGUGCUUUGCGAUACGAUUCCACCGAAUUGCAUACAACUGCGCAACCUUGUACUAUCUGCAUAUCCCAAGCACAUGAAACUGCCGGAUCCCUUUACGCUAAACUUCAAGCAAAUCGAUGCGCUGUCUGAGAUGAUGUUUGAGCCAAAAAUGAACCUCAGCAUGACCAGCGUGAUCCCAAGUGAAUUGUUGCAACAACUCGAAGGGUACCUCAGCACACGUAUCGGAGUCGAUCUUCUAUCAUCCCUCCCAACUUUGCUUACUGUGUCACACACUGCCGGCUCCAGAUAUAACACAACAAUCCUGCAUGCAAUCGUUUUGUACGUUGGUUCGCGUGCAGUGGAGGUUCUUCAAUCAAAGGGACAACGAAUUUCGAUGACCACAAUUGCUCAUACAUCUUUUAUGGACAUUUUUCAAAAUCUAGCCGUAAGGCUUUGUACAGAAGGUCGUUACCUGCUCUUCAAUGCAAUUGCAAAUCAACUACGAUACCCAAAUGCUCAUACGCAUUACUUCAGUUGUACAUUGUUGUUUUUGUUUUUCCAAGCGGAUAUGAAUGUUAUGAAGGAGCAAAUUACUCGAGUCUUGUUUGAGCGUCUUGUUGCACUUCGUCCACAUCCUUGGGGGCUUCUGAUCACAUUCAUCGAAUUGAUACGGAACCCAAUCUACAGAUUCUGGGAGCACGACUUUACCAAAUGCACACCGGAGAUUGAGCGACUUUUCCGCAAUGUUGCUUCAACUUGUAUUUCAACCCAACGGCAGGAUUUGCAAGAGGGAGUUCCAGCUAUGCCA
Messenger RNA from Mesorhabditis belari, 5373 nucleotides. The record is from the annotation of a GenBank genome assembly. NCBI's taxonomy places the organism in Eukaryota, Metazoa, Nematoda, Chromadorea, Rhabditida, Rhabditidae.